Molecule: messenger RNA, 2364 nt
Organism: Pochonia chlamydosporia 170
Lineage: Eukaryota; Fungi; Ascomycota; Sordariomycetes; Hypocreales; Clavicipitaceae
Product: C6 zinc finger domain-containing protein
Exons: 9
Coding region: 1-2364 (787 amino acids)
Biological process (GO): positive regulation of transcription by RNA polymerase II
Cellular component (GO): nucleus
Molecular function (GO): transcription cis-regulatory region binding; zinc ion binding; DNA-binding transcription factor activity, RNA polymerase II-specific
Source: RefSeq, a predicted model, not a curated record
AUGCCGCGUCACAAACAACCAGGCGCUCCAGAACCGAAACGAAGAAGCCGCAAAGGUUGUUGGCAGUGUAAGGCAAGGAAAGUUAAAUGUGGCGAAGAGCAUCCCGCCUGCAAAAACUGUCUUAAAAACGGCAAUGUCUGUGAUUACAGCGUUCGCCUUAACUGGGAGGGCCGUCGCGCUAAACGACCCGUUGCCGACGACGGCGGCCACAGCAGUCCUACGUCCAGCAGCAAGCCGAUGCAGUGGUUCCAUGAAUUUCCAACCGAAAGUGACCGAUUCCAAGAUGCUUCUGUAACGUGGAAUCAGCAAAUAGACGAUUCAGAAGUCCCAGACGAGAGCAAAGUAGAUCAACUUGCCCCAGCAGCUGUGAGUGACAACAAUGCAACGACAACCAACGCCACCGCCAAGAAAACGAAGUCAAGUAGCCGGACUCUGGUCUUCAUCGAUGAGUCCCAGCACCUUCUGAGUAGCACUAAGUCAUCCGAAGGAUGUAUCGCAAAGAGGCGACUUGCAAACUCACAAGGUACUACAUCGAUAAGCUCUACCCGCAGAAGCUCACUGCUAAAUUCGCCCGCUUUGGGUGGCGGGAGCCACAAGAAAACCAAGUCGUUUACCGAGGUCACGAAGCUGGAUAUUGGACAGUCUCAACUGAUGUCUUGUGCCAGAUCUACACAGGGAACUGGCUCAUCAACCUCCUGGUUCACGUACCCAAGUGUAUUCGACGGCCCACUUACCCCUGCCCCUUCAUCCAACAGCGAUGACAUUAUGAACCGGCCAGGCUGGGCGGAAUUUCCGUCUCUCGGGUCUCCUGAUUCGUGGGUUUCUGGUAACGGUGAGUCUGAGAACUCGCCAACUCAGUCUGGAUGUCUGUGGGAAGAACCUGUCGCACACGGUCUUCAAGAGACUCUGAGCAACUCUGAUGUGUAUCCUUGCGGAGAUGGAGCUCUUUAUGGAUACGAUACUGGGGCAGCAGAUGAAGAUUUGCUCAAAAGUGAUGAUGCCAAUAAUGUAGUUCUGCUUUCACCAGCAGCGUACAACUCUACCCAUGGGAUCGUAGACUUUGGCGAAGAAGCCAUGCUUCGACAGAAGGUUAAAGGAAUCAGUGGCCUAAAUCAAUCCUACUAUACGAACGUGGUUCCGGUAGUGAUUCCGUGGGCUCUCGAGCCAUUACCAGACAUACUGAAAGAAAGCAAUAUGAACCUGGUGUACUUUCAUCACUUUUUGGACCAUACGUCCCAAGUCUUGGUACCAUACCAUGACGCAGGAGCAAAUCCGCUUCGAACGCAUCUUGCAGUUCUAGCCCUUAAAAGCCGGCCACUGAUGAGUCUUAUACUUGCUUACUCGGCCUGUCAUCGCUCGCAACUGUUGGGUACAGACCUGCCUCAAAUGCGUAUGGCAGAGUGGGCACAGUCGAUCUUCCCGGCGUUAAGAGAGCCCGUACUGGAUAACUCGUCUACUGUAUCAGAUGUUACGCUGGCUAUGGCGGUCAUUCUCGUUGCGUUGGAGAUUAUGUCUCCUGGAGCGUUUGGCCACGGCGUUUCGUGGCGGGAGCAUAUUGCCCAUGCGAGGAGUCUUCACGUUAAGCCUUUAGACCUUACUUCUGACGAUGUUACCACAGAUGGAUUUGGGUUUCUCCAGAGCUGGCUGGCGUACAUGGACGUCAUGGGGAAUCUCGUGGCAGGACCACGGGUCGAGUUGACGUGCAAGCCACAAGCCUACUUUGCUUUGACAGAGGCAUCCAAAUGUGCUGAAGACUUGGACGAAAUUGAUUGUAUGAUGGGGAUAUCAGUGAAAUGCGCUCGUCUACUCGGCCAAGUGGCAGAGCUAGCAAAGCAAUGUCAAGGCGAACGGUUCAGACUGGACGGCCGGCUGUUACAUGGCUGGACUCCUAACUCUGCCAUUGCUGAGCAGGCACUGUCUUUAGAGCAGCAGCUGAUGGAAAGUUUAAGGCAAUCUUCUAGGCCGUGCGCCCAUGUGUGUGCCGGCAAUAUUUACAUGACGGAUCUAGCGGAAAUGGCUGCCAUGAACGAGGCUUUUCACUGGGCUGGGUUGAUACACCUACGGCGAAGAGUUCUCGGGAAGGAUAGGGGUGAUCCCGAUAUCCAGGGGCAUGUGGAAAAGAUUCUGAAAUGUCUGGAUCACAUCCGGGUUGGAGGAGCUGCUGAAACGCGCUGCUUAUUCCCAAUGUUUACAGCAGGCUGUGAAGCGCCUGGUGACAGACAUCUAGCCAGAAUUGUCGGUCGACUAGUUGGUGCAGAGAGAAGUGGUUUGAAGCAGAUACGCUCGGCUCGGUUACUCCUUGAGCAAGUCUGGACUACCGGCAGCAGCUGGGAAGAGCUCAUAAGCAACGAAUUUAUCGCAUGA